UCGCCCCCUCCAAGCUUGAACUAUUUACAUGCCUCCUCAAUUCAGCCCUUCCUCAGCAAAUGCAGAACCAUGAGCCGUGAUGAACUCAAUGGCGAUCUUAUCUACAUGCCUCUACUCACUUGCCGGAAUUCUCCUGCUCGCCUAUGGCACUAACUUUAUGAUGUAUAACGUCUUUACGGGUUCUGCAUCGCAUCCUCCGAGUAGAGAAGCAAUAAGUGCAGGUACUGGAUCCAGGGGUUGUCCCCAUGAGCCUGUCGAACGCUUCAGAGUCGACUUCGGUCUCGGUCCCGGCGCGACGCUGUUCGGCUACCCGUCGAAGAAAGGCGGCGUCUACGUGCUAGAAGGCGUCCUGGGCGUGGAGCUUGACUUCCUGGGCCUGGACCGUUUCCACCCUACGCCACGAAAGUCAUUUUCUGACCCUGCUGAAGAGGAGGCCGAUGAGGAUGCGUGGUGUUACAAGCGUAUGUUUUCCUUAUCCGUUCCCUUUAUUACUCUUUCUUUUCAGCCGGGUAAUAACUGACGAACCGGUGGGAUCAGUACGACAACUAGGCGCAAUCUGGUGGAAGGCCAGGUACGAUUAUGACAUGAUGUUGAUAGGGGGGGACAUCUGGAGAGGAGACGAUCCCUUCGUCACGACCGGGUGGCCGGCGACGGGAGGAGUUUGGAUACUGAAGACGACGAAGGGUGAUGCUCGCGGGAGAGGUGUAGGUAUCAUACACAAUGCGUAUAAUAUGGAGGAACGGUGUAGGGCUAUCGAGAAAGUCGGGGGUGUCUUUUAUGCUGAUCCGAAGGAUUGUCCUGAUUUGGAUUUGGAUUAAGGAUAGUGUCUACCUACAUCGACGACUGUUCUGUCUCUAGCUUAAACCAACCUCGACGCAGGAACUAAGGGAUACUACAAAAACAUAAAACAUUGAAACAAUGGAAGCUCAGAAACUUAGCAUUAGCCGGUCCCCGGAGUUAACUUUGAUACGCGGGGUAACUUACAGUGUGC
Molecule: messenger RNA, 991 nt
Organism: Neurospora hispaniola
Lineage: Eukaryota; Fungi; Ascomycota; Sordariomycetes; Sordariales; Sordariaceae
Exons: 1
Coding region: 80-520 (146 amino acids)
Source: RefSeq, a predicted model, not a curated record